Brienomyrus brachyistius is the source of this 1880-nucleotide messenger RNA. RefSeq names its product mitochondrial fission 1 protein-like. The transcript is spliced from 5 exons. Bases 97 to 555 code for a protein of 152 amino acids. The record is from RefSeq and is a predicted model, not a curated record. Gene Ontology annotation, cellular component: peroxisomal membrane; mitochondrial outer membrane. Gene Ontology annotation, molecular function: protein binding. Gene Ontology annotation, biological process: peroxisome fission; mitochondrial fragmentation involved in apoptotic process; mitochondrial fission. NCBI's taxonomy places the organism in Eukaryota, Metazoa, Chordata, Actinopteri, Osteoglossiformes, Mormyridae.
GGUGUGAAUAUUUGUUUUGCAUGAAUCAUCUCGGAAAACCCCGCUGAAGAAGAACGAGGAGGCGGACAGCUGAGCAGCACAAGUAUUUCCGGAAACAUGGAGGCCGUCAUCGGGGAAGUUGUUGCCCCUGAGGAUCUUAUAAAAUUCGAAAAGAAGUACAACGCAGAGCUGGUGGAAGGUGGUGUCUCCAGUGUCACGCAGUUUGAGUACGCCUGGUGUUUGAUCCGGAGCAAGUACUCCGACGACAUCAAGAAGGGAAUCGUGUUGCUGAAUGAGCUGGUCCACACCGGGACGAAGGACGAGCAGAGGGAUUACCUGUUUUACUUGGCCGUCGGGUGCUACAAACUUAAGGAGUACCAGAAGGGCCUGAAGUACAUCCGAACCCUGUUGAAAAGUGAGCCAGGGAACACCCAGGCCCUGGAGCUGGAGAAGGUGAUCGACAGGGCGAUGAAGAAGGAUGGGCUGAUCGGCAUGGCCAUCGUCGGGGGGCUCGGCCUCGGCCUCGCCGGCUUGGCAGCGGGACUCAUCGGUCUGGCCGUGGCAAAGAAGGUCUAACUAGCACCCCCACCCCCCCCGAACAACAAUAUAGACGCCCAGACGGGGGCAUGAAGCCUAACCAGGAGCUCGACUCUAUCAAUGCUAUGCUGCCUCUUUAAAAAAAAAAAAAAAAACUGAAUGGAAAUGGUGUCAUUUAUUUAUUUAGGUGUGUUGUGAGAGGAAGGUGAAUUUCUGUUAAAGAACCACCAUGGUUUUCUUGCCUUUUGCCCAAAGUAAUAGUUCUCACCUUCACAUAACCUGCCAGCGUUUUCUAGGGGGCGCCCUGGAAAAUAACACGCUGUCUGCAACUCUUCCUGUAUUUAUUUUUAAUUACUUGUUAGUCGAAUGGUUCUUGUGGGCAUGGACCCGUGAUUUGUGACUAGCAGAGUAUUUGCUAGAAGGUUAGAGAUCGCUGGCAGCCAUGACUGUUCACGCAGAAGGCGGAUUUAGUAUGUUUGCGGUUUCCUGGAUUAAAUGUUACGAAUUCAGAUCAAAGCUUAUUUAAUCUCUGGAGUUUAAAGUAAGAAACUCCUUAUCUAACUGUUAUAUUGCCUAAGAUUCCUUGUGUGUGAAGAACGUGUAUUUUUUUAAUGCUGUGAGGUCUGUUCCAUACUGUCACUGGGAAGAAGGUUUUCCUCAAAGCUAAUGCGUUCUGUUAGUUUGGUAAGUUUUGUAGCAGUAAAAUGACUAAAGUGUUCCUGCCCGUUGCCCAUAGAGGGCAGUGUUGGCAUCCCCUGUAAAAAAUACAUCGUUCGAUUCUCUAACAGAUAGCAAGUGUGUGUUAUAUAACACUUGACAGCUUUAUUGAGAGAUUUAAUUUGUUAGUGAUUAGUGACGUGAACUUUGGCUUCAUAACCCGCGGUGGUUGAGAUUAUGGUGCAUCACUGAUUAGUUUAAGUCCCUUGUAAUUGAACGGUUCCCGCUGGGUUAAGGCCUGCAGUUAUCCCAGUGACUGACGGUUGCUUCACCGUCUGUGUUCAGCAUGCGCCAAAUAUAAAAAAAACUGUAAUGAUUAUUUAACUAAACAGUUCCUCAAACAAAGGGGAAAACUCAGUAGCCUAUUCUUUUCCCUAAAAGCUAUUCCAAAGAAACAUUUUGUUUCUUGGAAACGUAUCCCCCCUCCCUUUUUCAAGUGCAUCGUGUACCAUUUAUUGUUUCAAAGAGACUGUUUUAAGUUAUACGACGGCAGCUUGACCAUUGCGCACUGAUCCCAGGUCAGCGCUGAGGCUCUUUGUUAUAAACCGUGUUUUCUUAUCUGCGUUGCCAAGGAAUAUGCAUAAAUAUGUGCUAAAUACAUUGCUGCUUGCCGACGUUGGAAUUAAAAACAGUUCUAAUGAAACAUA